Messenger RNA from Debaryomyces tyrocola, 1374 nucleotides. NCBI's taxonomy places the organism in Eukaryota, Fungi, Ascomycota, Pichiomycetes, Serinales, Debaryomycetaceae. The record is from the annotation of a GenBank genome assembly.
AUGGAGUUCGGGACUAAAAACCACGAUUUUUUGGAAGGUUCAGGUAGUUGUAGGACCGACGAAUCGGAUGGAAAAAAUUCGCAACCAAAAAUGAGUCGGAUGGUGGAGGGUAAGCAGCAGGAGUUUGGGGUUAGUUUUAUUAGGAAAACAGAUUACAAACUUAACCUGGAUCAUGAAGAUAAGGACGGGGUAUUUUUUGGAGGUUUUUAUGAUGGUCCUACGAGAGGAUCGGGACAUAAGUCGUACUACAAACGGAAGUUAGAGCUGUCGCAUGAAUUCAAUAAAAGACAGCGGUACAUGGAUCACCCAAAUGGGGGUAUCGAAAAGUCUGUUCAUAAUAAGAUAUUCAAUUAUGUUGGUUUAGGGGAUGAAGAGCUGCGAAUAAGUAAUAGCGGCAAAACUCAUGACAAUAGUGGCUUUGAUUCCUAUGUUACAGAAACUCCUAGAGAUUUGUACAAUAAUACAGGAAUAUUUAAGGGUGACAUUACACACAACACUGCACUAUCUCAUGAUCGAAACAACUUCUGUGAAAGUUAUGAUGUCGUCACAGGAAGUAUGCUUCCUUUGAGAUUGAAAGAUGUUGCAAAGAGGUCAGAACCAUCGUUAUCAUUUCCGUUAGUAGAUGGUGGACAUUACUUAUUAGGAGAGCCUCUCAGAGAUAUCAUAAGUGAUACUAAUGGAACAAAUCAUUCAACUGAGCAAACUUUGAUAAACAAUAAAAACGAGAACAAUUUACUGUUGAUAGGCGCUUACGAUAAGGAGAACGUGAUUGAUCCCAGAGUAAUAUUCAAGUUAGAAGCGAACCCCAGGUACCUAGGAGGACUGAAGAGGUUCUGCAACAACUUUCCGUGCAUGCCAUUAUCCCAAGAAAACAACAGUGCGUUAGGUUGUUUAGAUACGAACAGGAACUCUAGAAUCGAUACGAAUGUUUCGAAACAGCUGCCCUUAAUUCCAGCAAUUGAUGAAAACAUACUUCCACCUCAAAAAAAAACUAUUAUGCUCACCUACCCAACACCCGAUCGGGUGUCUGACAGGGAAUUCAAUACUCAUAUAUACAACAAGACGGGCCUCUACACAGGCGAUAUAGUUGAGCAAGAACAGAAAGGAUUAAAAAAACUAGAAACGACAAAAACAGCUUCUAAAAAUAAGCCUAAACUAAGCCAGAAAUUAUUAUAUAUUCAUAAUCUUUCUCGUUCGAGUAAUACAAAAAUUGACGAAACUGUUGCCUAUCUACAUUAUAAAUUACGGGGCUAUGAAAACAUGGCAGUUCUGACAAGGAUUAGAAAUAUAUUGCAAAGUCAUCAACUGAAUUUAAUAGGCAUUUGUGGCCAACUAGGAAUUCCUGAAUUAUUGGUUCCUCGAAGAACAAAUUAA